AUGGAUUUGGGCAAGGAUAAAGGACUUUUGACACGAUUCACGAGAAUUCGAAAGAAACCACAGCAGCCUUUGACGGAUCUAACCGAACUCUACAGCCGUUUAGCCAAUGAAUCGAUCUAUUAUUUAAAUCUGGAAGAGAAAAGUGACUUUCACAAAGCAGUUUCGGGCUGGAAAGCUCUUAAUACGCAUGUUCUGUAUGCACUGACGCAGAUAGAACACCAAUAUCCAAACAUACAGAAUUACUCGAGAGAUGAGCUCAGCAUUCAAAAUGGGGUGCGAGAACUGUUGCAUCGCAGUCAAAUGCAUUUAGAACGGGUCAUGGAAUUGGAAAAGCAACAUUGCCCGCCAACAGCAAUGAACGAACGACCAGCGGCAAAAAGACCGGUUCCACCUAUGAUGGGGUCGAGAUCGAUGUUAAAGACACUGAGAGACCCUCAUCUGGGUCAGUACAACAAAAAUUACACGGUUUCGGCGCCCACAAUAGCUGCAUCGACUAGUGCGACAGGCAGUCGAAGUAACAGCAACAACGGGAAAAUCAAUUUCACAACUUCCAAGCCAUUGAAAACGUCCCAAAGCAACGACGCGUUCAAGGAAUUCGAUGAGGACCAGAAACUGGUGGAUUUUUCGGAUGACGACGACAAUGAGGACGCGAAAAGUGAUCAAACCUUUGGAUUCGACGUACAGGACUACUUCGACGAUUAUUUGGAGGUUGAUCAGGAGGAAAUGAAGCGACUGGAGGCGCUCAACUCUCUCGAAGGCGUCAGAAAAGAUAUGACAGACCUCACAUUGGACACCAAACCCAUAAGCGUCAAGAAAAGUGAGCCUCCCGCUCCGCUAAAGCACACACGAUCGACACCCGCUUUGGAGCAAAAAAAACCAGUACCGAGAACUGCCAUUACACCUGUGCCGAAACCGCCAGUCAGUGUGAAUCCACAAAAAAUUCAAUAUCCAGCAUCUGCGCCCAAGAGCGCAGCGAAAAAACCUGCUAUUAAUCCAACUACCAGGUUACGUCAUAAACCACCAUCCAACAUACAGCAUUCAAAGCCUGCGCAAGCGGUUAGGACGCGAAGCGCACCCACUUCAAAUCAAGAAUCCCCAAUCGUUAAUAAGAGGGUUGUUCGUGCGAAGAAGCCCACACUUGCAGCCAAGCCAGUGUCUACCAAAAAUUUGGUGAGCCAAAAAAAACCUCAGGCCUCGCGAACGCCAAACAUUUCCAAGCAAGCCGUCUCUACUACUGAUCAGCGGAAAAAAACUGUGAAAACGGAUCCUGCAUCUACAAAGAACGACAAAGAGGAGUCGCCUGUUUCAGAGGACCUUACCGAUAGCGACAAAAAGGCUCUCAAAGAAGAGUUGGAAGAUGAAAUCAUUGCGCAACUCAGAGGCGUUGAUCCCACCGCUGCAAAGCAAAUUUUUUCCGAAAUCGUAGUAAGGGGAGAUGAGGUUCAUUGGGACGAUAUUGCGGGCCUUGAGGCGGCUAAAAGCUCGCUCAAAGAAGCCGUGGUGUAUCCAUUUUUAAGGCCAGAUCUUUUUCGAGGUCUACGUGAACCCGUGCGCGGGAUGUUACUAUUUGGUCCUCCGGGUACCGGGAAAACAAUGCUGGCAAGGGCAGUCGCUACGGAAUCGAACUCGACAUUUUUUUCCAUCAGUGCGUCAAGUCUGACGUCCAAAUAUCUGGGUGAAAGCGAGAAACUGGUUCGAGCUCUGUUCGCCAUCGCAAAGAAAUUGUCACCAUCCAUAGUGUUCGUGGACGAGAUCGAUUCCAUUAUGGGGAGCCGGAACAACGACGGCGAAAACGAGUCGAGUCGAAGAAUUAAAAACGAGUUUCUAGUGCAAUGGUCGUCGCUUUCCAGCGCUGCUGCGGGGAAAAAGGGCGAUAAGAAUGAGGACGGUGGUGAUGACGAAGAAGACGAGCGUGUUUUGGUGCUCGCAGCCACUAAUCUUCCCUGGAGCAUUGACGAGGCCGCACGCCGGCGAUUUGUGAGAAGACAAUACAUACCGCUGCCGGAGCUGGAGACUCGCAAGAAACAGCUAGUCAAGCUUUUGGCGCACCAAAAACACACGUUGACGGAAGAAGAUUUCGAACAGGUCUUGCAGCUGACUGAAGGAUACUCUGGUAGUGACAUCACGUCUUUGGCCAAGGAUGCGGCUAUGGGGCCACUACGCGAGCUUGGUGACAAGCUUCUUUUUACGCCUCGCGACCAGAUCCGGCCCAUCGCCUUGGACGACGUCAAGAACAGUUUGAGCUAUAUCAAGCCGUCUGUAUCGACCGAAGGUCUUGAACAGUACGAGGAUUGGGCUCGAAAGUUUGGAUCCUCCGGUGUAUAG
Messenger RNA from Lachancea sp. 'fantastica', 2325 nucleotides. The record is from the annotation of a GenBank genome assembly. NCBI's taxonomy places the organism in Eukaryota, Fungi, Ascomycota, Saccharomycetes, Saccharomycetales, Saccharomycetaceae.